UACUCAUUCAACGCUAGCCCCUCCGUACGGCAGUGCGCUGUGGUGUGUGCUUGUUGUUACAGGUGACAAAUCAGCAAACAGCAGCUCGGUGGACCCAUGAUGAUGGACCAAGCUAAUUCUCAGCUACACAAUCGAUGCGUGUAAGGUUGCAAGUAUUGAACAUGUGGACAAAGGCAAACAUAGUACACCUGUUUGGCAUUGACACCGUCUCUGCGUGGUGCGUCCAAAUUUUCGUCUAACGGCCGGUUGACCUGCGACAUAUGCGAACGCUCGCGGCGCCGCUACUCGCGCGGUGAUCUACCCCGGGUCAAUUCUAGUGAUAUGCUCGGUCUUUCAACUUCGGCCUAAGCGGAUGCAGGCACAGGAACACGAGAAUCCGUGCCGAACGCAAAACCCGUUGAGUUGUGUAGAAAUCCCAAGGCCGACCAGUUGUGGCUAUCACGUCCGGAAUCGGCAAUCCCUACUCGCGACGUUCUGCGAAUACGACCGGUGAUUUCCAGCCGUUUGAUCGGUUAAUCGAUUCCUCGCGUCGAUUUACUCCGCUGUCGCCAGCCACAAAGACGUCGCGUAUGGGCUAUCGUGUGUAUGCGAGUCCUCGCGAGAUGGUGCCCAUCGUGGACGUCGUGACGAGCAUCCCUACUAGCGCACACCCUCCCAGCUGGACCUCUUCACUUUCGUCGAGGAGGCUGGAGAUGUGCGCAUCUUCGUGAUUUGGCGUGUUAGCCUCCAGCACAGCCCAGCUGCUUAUGUCAUUUGUGUUUGAUGUCGCGCGUCGUGCGGUUCGCGCCAAGUUUGCGGAUCCUCUCCAGCGCGAGCGCACGCGGGCUCGCGCAUUUUUCAACAGCUAAUUAAUCACCAUAGAGCCGCUGCGAUCAGUAGCUCCUCGUGUAAUCGGUCAAGGAGCGACGUGUAAUUAUCGUGACAAUUGAUUGGUGCUUCGUUAACAUGAAUACCCUUUCAGUGUGUAGUGAGUGACCUUUCUCAAUUGAAAUCGGUUACAAAAUCGUCGGUGCUUGGAUUCGUUUGUUCUUGCAAUUGUUACAAAAUGAUCAAGCUGUUAGUGAAAAGAAGCACAAUGUUUAGUUCUCGAAAUUGGAACUUCCUGAUUGGAAUCGUGUGUGGCUGGAUGCUGUCCCUUUUUCUGUCAAACCAGGGUCACCUCUCAUAUGCGCCCGUUAAAACAAGCCAAAUGGUUAAUUUAACAGAUAGUGUGCGUGUGCUGUGCUGGGUAAUGACGACUCCGGAAAACCAUCAGGAGAAGGUGGUCCAUCUUAAGGCUACCUGGGGUGCUCGCUGCAACAAGCUGCUCAUCAUGAGCUCGGUGGCAGACGAAUCGAUCGGUAGCAUUGCGCUACCGGUGAAGGAGGAAGGCCGGCAAAGUUUGUGGAACAAGACGCGUGAAGCCUUCCGGUACAUCUAUCACCACCAUCUGGCCGAGUACGAUUGGUUUCUCAAGGCGGACGAUGAUACCUAUGUAGUGCUGGAGAACCUACGCUACUUUCUCCAUCCGUUCUCGCCCGAGAUGCCGAUCUACUUCGGCAGCAAGUUUCGCUAUCCGGAGUACGUUAAGCAGGGCUACUUUUCCGGUGGUGCCGGGUACGUGCUGAGCCGUGAGGCCGUAAGACGCUUCAACGAGAUGGCACUCGAGGAUGAGGAGCAUUGUUCGGUGGCUUACGAUACCGAGGAUCUUGAAAUGGGAAAAUGUAUGGAGUACGUGAACGUGACGGCGGGGGACUCCCGGGAUGAGCUGGGGAGGAAGCGCUUUCUUCCGAUGGAACCCGUUUUCCAUCUGACCAGCUCGGUGACGGAGGAUCCGGACUUUUGGUAUAACAAGUACUCAUACUACGAACCGUACUAUGGCAAAAACUGUUGUUCAAGUUUAGCUAUCAGCUUCCACUAUGUGCCGGGUAAGCAUAUGCACAUGAUGGACUAUCUGAUCUACGAUCUGCACGCCUGGGGAUCACGGUACGAGUCUCCGGCCCUUCCGAGAGCGAAAACCCUGGAGCAAGCGUUGUCCAUCGCUGGACCCUAUCCCAUUAGUACGAUGCAUCCGAUCCUGCAAGACUCCAGUAGCGUGGACUCAGUUACUACCGUAGGCUCUUCUGCUAAUGAGAUGGUAUCGAGCAGCAGUGUGCGGAGUAGCGAAAUUAAUUAGAAAUAUGUGUGCUAAUGUUGUUUGUAAAAAGAAACGCAACAAAAUUCAACUAGUCAUAGUGUAGUGGCCGUCGCUUGCUGGUUGCAUAAUUUAGGCAAUGUUUUAUUGUGUUUUGGUUUAAGAAUUCGCAUUACAACGAAUAAAUUUAUCAAAAAGCGAAACAUUGAUCAUUUACAAUGUACUAAAGACAAAGCUCAGAGCAAUAUGACACUUAAAAAUGUAACAUAGCCUGAAAUAUUUUACUAGACAU
Molecule: messenger RNA, 2405 nt
Organism: Anopheles darlingi
Lineage: Eukaryota; Metazoa; Arthropoda; Insecta; Diptera; Culicidae
Product: glycoprotein-N-acetylgalactosamine 3-beta-galactosyltransferase 1-like
Exons: 3
Coding region: 1046-2155 (369 amino acids)
Cellular component (GO): membrane
Molecular function (GO): N-acetylgalactosaminide beta-1,3-galactosyltransferase activity
Source: RefSeq, a predicted model, not a curated record